Molecule: messenger RNA, 1521 nt
Organism: Nerophis lumbriciformis (worm pipefish)
Lineage: Eukaryota; Metazoa; Chordata; Actinopteri; Syngnathiformes; Syngnathidae
Source: RefSeq, a predicted model, not a curated record
AUGAAGAACAUUUCACUGUUCUCACUGCUGUUGGCAUUGGGAUGUGUGCUCAUCCAGAGCGCACCAGUUGACCAGGAUGCCAUGGCGAUGGAGUCUUGUGAAGAUGCUUUGGCACUGGGAGCUGCAAAAGAAGCACUUACCAAGAUUAACCGUGACCGGCACGAGGGCUACAUCCUGAGCCUUCAUCGCUUAUCCAAUGCACACUCCACAAAGCAUGGUGAAACCGGUAUUGUUUUCUAUCUAACCUUGGAUGUUGUUGAGACCAACUGCAGUGUUCUCAGCAAGAAGGACUGGGAGGAAUGCGAGGCUCGCCCAACUACAAACACACCUGUAUACGGGCAGUGCAAGGCAGCGAUUUACAUGGACAGGGUAAACAGGGUGGUGCGUCUGUAUAAGUACAACUGUGUAAUUAGACCAGUUCCAACAGAAAAGGUGAUCAGUUUUUGCCCAGACUGUUCAACUAAUAUCGGUUUUGACAAUGCUGAGGUGCAGAAGACUGUCACCGAAUCUCUGGUCAAGUUCAACAAUGAUAGUGGAUUGGUCAAUCACUUCGCUCUGCUGAAUAUCACCCGAGCACAGUCAGGGAUGGGAAAGGAAAUGUAUUACCAUGUUGAAUACACCAUUCAGGAGACCACUUGCACCAAAACCAAAGACCCUGUGACAGACAAGUGUCCUAUCAUGGACUGCGAGUUUGCUCACAAGGGUUUCUGUAAGGCCUUCCACUCCCAUUCUGCCACUGAUGAAAGUGAGACCAGUGUGACAUGUGAGAUCUAUGAGCCUGAGGCUGCUGAACGAGAGAAGAAACUCCAUCUAUUGGACGGAGAGACUGAUCACAGUCACAACGACACACACCCUCACAGUGACAGUCAUGACCAAGCACAUGCGGCAGACUCGGCCCACACUCAUGACCACAUCCAUGACCACACCAAGAGUCAUGCACACCAUGAUAAAAAACACAUGCAUACUGAGGGGAGUGACCACCACCACACACACGACCAUCAUGAGGGAAGUGUCCACAAGCAUGCUCACGACCACUCCCAUGACCACGGACAUAACCAUGAUCAUGUGCACGCUCACCACGCCCAGGCCCACGAUCAUAGCAAUGACUCACCCAACCACCACCAUAACUACAAGCAUGAACCAGGUGUACACACACAUGAGCAUGACCACGAACUUGCCCUGGACCAUGACCACAAGCACGCUCACUUGCAUGAGCAUGAGCACCACCAUCAUCAUCAUACCCAUGACCAUGAGACAACAUUCCAUGACGACCCAGAGGGCAUUGUAAGGGUUUUGCCUGCUAUGGACAAAGAAAUGACCCUGGCCUCCUUCCCUGAUACACCUGCAGGUGAAGUUGGUGUUGUGUUGCCUCUUGUCCCUGAUCCACAGAUCCCUGGUCAGAUGCAACCAAUCAUUCAGCCUUUCCCCACUUCAGCUUCAUCUAAUUGUGCACCAAAAAUAGGUUUGACACUGGUGGAUAAACUGUUUGACGAAGACCCUGUGUUCAAGCUGGCCAGUUAA